AUGGCUAAACGCACCAAGAAGGUUGGAACUGCGGGUAAAUGUGGAACCUGUUACGGUGCCUCCCUCGGGAAAAUGCUGAAGAUUGAAAUAAAGCAGCAUGCUAAGUACACUUGCCCCUUUUGUGGCAAAACCAAGAUGAGAAGACGAGCUGUGGGGAUCUGGCGCUGCGGCUCCUGCAUGAAAACCGUUGCUGGUGUUGCCUGGACGUACAAUGCCACUUCUGCAGUCACACUAAAGUUGGCCAUCAUAAGGCUGAAGGAGUUGAAAGAGCAGUAG
Messenger RNA from Lutra lutra (Eurasian river otter), 276 nucleotides. Its product is annotated as 60S ribosomal protein L37a-like. Lineage: Eukaryota; Metazoa; Chordata; Mammalia; Carnivora; Mustelidae. The record is from RefSeq and is a predicted model, not a curated record. Gene Ontology annotation, cellular component: ribosome. Bases 1 to 276 code for a protein of 91 amino acids. Gene Ontology annotation, molecular function: structural constituent of ribosome. Gene Ontology annotation, biological process: translation. The transcript has a single exon.